Morchella importuna is the source of this 543-nucleotide messenger RNA. RefSeq lists its product as uncharacterized. Lineage: Eukaryota; Fungi; Ascomycota; Pezizomycetes; Pezizales; Morchellaceae. The coding region runs from base 1 to 543 and encodes 180 amino acids. The transcript is spliced from 2 exons. The record is from RefSeq and is a predicted model, not a curated record.
AUGGCCACCAGUGCGCCCAAAGCAAUAGUAGCACAAGCGGCCGCUCUGCGCGCGGCACGCAAGAUCUCAUCGACCCCGUUUACGAAGAACGAUACAGCACCAGUGGUGAAGAAAAAGCGGAACCUGGAGAAUAUCUGGGAUAUCGAUGCGGACGCGGCGAAUGGGGAGGCGGACGAGGAAGAUGAUGAUGAUGAGAGUGGCUCAGCAUUGGAGACGAACUCGUCCGAUGGGGAGAGGGAGCAGCGUAGUAUCGCUAUCUCCGCAACUGUGAAGAACAUUUAUACCAAGCUCGAGGACCUGGAGCACACGAUUGAGCAAGAGCUCAAGCCGCUGGCGUAUGCAACACUGGAGCGCAUGGAAAGACUCGAGGCCCUCGUCAUCAAGCAGGAGCAUCUCCGGAAAAUAGAGGAACAAGGCUCAAUACCGGACUACUUGGAGGAGCCGGGGCAGAGAGAGAGGGAAGUGGUGACCGGGAUGGGGUGGGGCGAUACAUCAGAUAGAAAGCAGAAGAGAACCAGGAGGAUAUCGAGAGAGCUGUUUUGA